Beta vulgaris subsp. vulgaris (sugar beet) is the source of this 1190-nucleotide messenger RNA. RefSeq names its product xyloglucan endotransglucosylase protein 1. Gene Ontology annotation, molecular function: xyloglucan:xyloglucosyl transferase activity; hydrolase activity, hydrolyzing O-glycosyl compounds. Gene Ontology annotation, cellular component: apoplast; cell wall. Gene Ontology annotation, biological process: cell wall biogenesis; xyloglucan metabolic process. The record is from RefSeq and is a predicted model, not a curated record. Bases 238 to 873 code for a protein of 211 amino acids. Lineage: Eukaryota; Viridiplantae; Streptophyta; Magnoliopsida; Caryophyllales; Amaranthaceae. The transcript is spliced from 3 exons.
AUGAGUUAUAAGAUUGGUCUGCUUGUGCUCCCAAGUGAGCCAGUUGGCAACCCCGCAUCUCAACGUCGCAUUGGAAACUUCUCCAAUCUCCAUCAAUACUAUGCAUGUGACCUUGUUAAAUGACAGUUAAGAGUGUCUAAAAUCUAUAUAUAUACUUGAUCUUCGCAAUUCAUCUUUAUUCCACACUUAACUAUCAACUGAAUCCUCUCUCUCGUAUCUCUAAAAAAAAAAAAAAAAAUGGGACUUCCAUCAAAUGGGGGACAUGAAGUGUACUUCCGUGCACCUCAGAUUAUUAUGGUGCUUAUUCUCAUGGUGAGCACUAGUGUCCAUGGUGCCCAUUUUGACGACGCAUUUCAACAAACUUUUGGAGGUGAGAGGGUCAAAACAUAUGGUUCGGGUGGUGAUCAUCUCUCGCUCUCAUUAGACCAGUACUCUGGAUCCGGGUUCACCUCCAAAAAGGACUACUUAUUUGGGAGAUUUGAUAUGCAAAUGAAACUCGUUGCUGGUAACUCUGCAGGCACUGUCACUACUCUUUAUUUGCAAUCUGACCCUAGCACUGGUAGACAUGACGAGAUCGACUUUGAGUUCUUAGGAAAUGCCAGUGGACAUCCUUACACCCUCCACACCAACGUGUUUGGCGAAGGAAAAGGGAGUAGGGAGCAGCAAUUCAGACUCUGGUUUGACCCAACCAAUGAAUACCACACCUAUUCCAUUGUUUGGAACCCCAGACUCAUCAUGUUCUUGGUCGAUGAAACACCAAUAAGAGUAUUCUUAAACCAUGAGAAACACGGAGUUCCUUUCCUAAAGAAGCAACCGAUGAAGCUCUACUCGAGUCUAUGGGAGGCCGAUGAUUGGGCUACGCAAGGGGAUUAGUGAACACCGACUGGUCUAAGGCACCCUUCACUGCCUAUUACCGUAACUACAAUGUCGAUACUGCACGUGGUGGCAAAUGGUGGACUCAUGAUCUCGAUGCAAACAGUAGGAGAAAAAUGAGACGGAUUCAAAGGAAAAAUAUGAUUUACAAUUAUUGUCAAGAUGCCAAACGAUUUCCAGAAGGUUAUCCUACCGAGUGCAAGCACUAUAAAUUUUAGAAAAACAUCUAGUGUGAUUUUCUGUUCAUUGUAUUCAUGGGGGCAUUUUUAUGUUCAAAUAAAUUAAAUUUUGAUUGUCAUAUUAAGAAAUUAUUAAUA